Messenger RNA from Pyricularia grisea, 1416 nucleotides. RefSeq lists its product as uncharacterized. Bases 1 to 1416 code for a protein of 471 amino acids. The record is from RefSeq and is a predicted model, not a curated record. The transcript has a single exon. Lineage: Eukaryota; Fungi; Ascomycota; Sordariomycetes; Magnaporthales; Pyriculariaceae.
AUGGACCGCCUUGACAAAGAUGCGAAUAUAAAGCUGGAUAUACUGGGACAACAGCCGUUCUUUCAGCAUCUGUACACCCAAAUAACGCUCGGUUUUUCAUUGAGCACUGAGACAAACAUUCAGCCCAUCAUCGACCAGCUUCAAACAGGCAUUAAACGUGCAGCAGACACCUUCCCAUGGAUAGCAGGCCAGGUUGUCAACCAUGGCGCCAGUGCGGGAAAUACUGGAACAUUCAACAUUUCUCACUUGGCAGGGGCCCCUUUCUUCACUACCAAUGACCUGCGAGACGACAGCUCAUCACCGAGCUUCGAGGCAAUGAAGAGUGCCGGUUUCCCAAUGGAAAUGCUAGAUCAGAGCGUCGUAUCCGAACGCAAAACCUUUGCAACUGACGACGGUCCCCGGGAGGUGCUGUCCGUCCACGCCGUAUUUGUCAAAGGUGGUUUGUUGCUCACCUUUGCAGCCUCCCACGCCACCAUGGAUGCUUCAGGGCAGGGACAGGUGAUUGCCAUGAUUGCGAAAGCUUGUCGUGGCGACAUAUUUUCAAGCGAGGAGAUCCGAAUCGGGAACAUGGCACGCGAAAACCUAGUGCCGCUAUUGGGUGAUGACUACACGCCAGGUCCUGAAGUAAGCAGCAGCCAGAUGUCCAAGGAGAAGAGUGAAACGGCGACCGCAGAGGACGCCACAACCACAAUCCCUCCCCCGAGUGGAAGGUGGGCCUAUUUCAACUUCAGUCCCAGUUCAUUGGCCGAUCUCAAGGACAGCGCAACAAGCACGCUUCCUGAGGACUCAACGGUGCCAUUCUUGUCCACAGACGACGCCAUAACGGCCUUUAUUUGGCAAUCCAUCACGCGUGCACGGCUUCCACGUCUCGAAAACCCGUCUGAAAAAGUCAAGCUGACCCGAGCCGUCGAUGUGCGCAAGUACUUCAACGUGCCGGCCACCUACCCUGGCCUCUUGCAAGUCCUCAACUUCCACUCUCGCGAACCACAAGAGCUUGUCCAGCCGUCUUCACUCGGAGCCGUCGCAGGAGAGAUGCGUUCCGCCCUUUUCACGACCGCCAAGACAGGCCAGGAGUGGGACUUGGUGGGCCGCACGCGGGCUCUCGCGACCAUUCUGUCCCGCUCUGCUGAUAAGUCGGGCAUUUCGCUGACCGCAUCGGUCGAUCCAUCGAAGGACGUGAUGUUGAGCUCCUGGAUGCUGCUGAAGAGCUUAUUUGAGGAUGCUGACUUUGGUCCAAGCAUCGGCAAACCAGUAAUGAUCAGGAGGCCCAGCUUCGACUUCGUCGAAGGUCUGAUUUACCUGCUCCCCGAGAUGCCAGAGGGAGGGAUUGCGCUUGCCAUCAGUCUAAGAGAUGAGGAUAUGGAGAGGUUGAGGAAGGACCAGGAUUUCAUGAAGAAAGCGACAUAUUUGGGUUAG